CAGGGCAACACCGGGGUGGUGCUGGGGAAGCUGCGCAAAGCCGGGAGCCGUAGCCCAGAGCCUCCCCGGGAGGGGACAGGCAGCGUGGUAGGUGGGGCCACCUGUCAAUCUAGGCAAACGAGGAUUUUCUUCAGUAGAAGCAGACAGAUUUGCUUAAGUGCUGAGUUCCUGCCUCCCCCUCACCUACUGUACAUCAAGUACUGUGAUUCCACCUCCUAAUCCCUCAGGGUGGAGGCUCUUCAGCGUGGUCUGCCAGGCUCUCAGUGCCAGCCCCUGCUGUGGGUGCCGUCAUCCUGACCCCAGAACCCCUCAUCUAGAUGCGCUGCCCUGUCUGUGAUGUCUCCUCCACCGUCGGCGUCUUGUCAGCCUUCCUCCCUGCUCGGGGGGAGCGGGCCGCUCUGUGCUGGAGCUCACUGAGCAGGCGUCUUCCCCUCUGCCUUCUGCUGCUGUCGAGGGGGUCUCUGGGAUCUAGGUGUUCAAGCCCAGACCGAUCAUGGCCGGAAGACCCAUCUGCAUCGGAGACCAGCUGGUUCUGGAAGAAGAUUACGAUGAGACCUACAUUCCCAGUGAGCAAGAAAUUCUUGAAUUUGCCAGAGAGAUUGGUAUCGAUCCCAUCAAGGAACCAGAACUGAUGUGGCUGGCACGGGAGGGCAUCGUGGCCCCACUGCCUGCAGAGUGGAAGCCCUGCCAAGACAUCACGGGUGAUAUCUACUAUUUCAACUUCGCCAAUGGGCAGUCCAUGUGGGACCAUCCUUGUGACGAACACUAUCGGAACUUGGUCAUCCAAGAGCGCGGGAAGCUGUCGGCUUCUGGGACCACUAAGAAGAAGGACAAGAAAAAGAAAAAAGACAAGAAAGACAAGGACAAAGAGGCCUCCCAAGAUCCUGUGGAAACCCAGCCCGAGCAGGGGCUUCUGCUGCCUUCCUCUUGUCUCCGCGGCCCCUCCCCUCUCCCAGUACCUGGGCCUGCUGAUCUGGACCUAGACCAAGAGAUGCAGGCUAGAAGCGAGGGCUCUUUUAAGAAAGCCAAGAGCCCAUGUGCGCUGGGUGACACCCCCUGGCCUCUCGUAGGGGGCCUCCCCAGCAAGCUGCAGCCACUCUCCAAAUGCCAAGCCUCCCGAACCCACCAGAUCAUUGCCGACGUGGAGAAAAUCUUAGGCAGGACUUCAGCCCAAUGCAGGACAGAGCUAGGUGAUCAGCAAGGUCUGGAGACGCCCCAGAAGGCGACAGAGAAAGUCUACCUGGGGUCUUCAGACCCUGAAAUAGAAGAACUGGAAAUGAGGAGCAGACAGCAGAAGCCUGAUGCUCUGAACCCUCAGAACGCUGAAGGCCCUCUCCAGCAGGGGCAAGAUGUGUCAGCAGGCAGAAGCCAGGCCCCUGCCCACUCAAAGCUUUCUGAGACCAUUAAGGGCCCGCUGAAAGGGGAGCAGCGUGGCCCCGGCAUAGCCAAGCUGAGCUCCACUGGGCCCGGGGGUGACAAGAGCCAGAGCCCCAUUCCCUUGACAUCCCUUGAGGAGGAGCCUUCCCUGUCCCCUUGUUCCUCUGACCACCUGCUGCUUACCAGGAAGGGCAAGCUGUUCCCGUUAGAUAGCAGCCCAGCUGCCGACCUGAGCUUGCAGGACGUCCUUGGGGAAGGUGGGAUCAUGGGCAGGGGAAGGAGAAGGAGAGAGCCACCAGGACUGUGGAUGGGACAGGUCUCCCAGCUUGUCAACAAGGAUACACCAAAGAGCUGCAAGCAGACAGAGCCCAGUGACCCUGAGGCUCCAGGGUACUCAGCUGAAGAACUGCCUCAGGGACUCUCCCUAAUACCACCUGAAACCCUGGCAUCAGGACCAGCUCAGAAUUCCCCCUUAGGGAGUGCCUCUAGCGAGAAGAGACAGGCCCCAGUGUCUCCACAGCCCACAGAUGAGGGUGGGAAGCCUGGAGUGUCCAGGUCUGGCUCAGAGGGCAGCAGCAGCAGCCGCUGCAGCAGCGUGACCUGUUACCCGGGCUCUCGGAUCCUGGGGGAGGCGAACAGCUUCCCUUGGGACCUGCAGAGCUUCCGGAGAUCUGAGCAGGGCAUGGCACGGACAGGCCUGGGACCCAGAGACCAACACUCCAGCCCCUUCCGAGGUCCCCAGCUGUCCCACACGCAGAGCUCUGCUGAGGAGCAGUCAGAGAGCGAGGACUACUCGGAGGAUCAGAGGUUCUACCAGCACAUCCUGCAGAUGGUCAAGAUCUCCAGGCGGCUGGAGGACCUGGGGCUGCCCGAGAGCAUGCAGGAGAUGCCAGGCCAGGACAUCGCCAGCAUGGUCUGCUGCAUGGCAGCCGAGUCUGCCAGGAUGUCUAGUGAGGGUGAGCAUGAGGCCGUCAGAGCCAUGGAGAGGGACUCCAGGUUUCUGUCUUGGGGGCCGGAGCUGCUGGAGCAUCCUCAGGAGGUGGUCUUUGCCCCUGCUGGGCAGGAGGCCUCUCAGCAAGCCCCUUUCCAGCUAAGCAGCAGCCCUCUCAGGCACGAACUAGCCGAGCUGAGCUCCGACAGCGGGCUCGUCACAGAGCCGGGCGCGAUGCAGCUUCUUCACCAGGCCCUGGGUUCCUCGUUAGCUCCAGUCCACCUUCCCCUUGGGGGCCUGGCCCCUUUACGAGGCCUUGUGGAUGCUCCACCCUCUGCUCUCCGUGGACCUCAAAGUGUGAUCCUGGCGGGCUCUGCGGCCUCUGGGCAGCUUGGAGAAUUCCCGCUGCCUUCACAGGGUCUCAAGACUUCUGCUUAUCCAAAGGGCCUCUUGGGCUCCAUCCAGGAGGACAAGAGCCCUCUCAGCCUCUUGGCUUUAGGGGAGGAGACCAAUGAGGAGGAUGAGAGUGACAACCAGAGUGUCCGCAGCUCCAGUGAGCUCCUUAAGAACCUGCACCUGGACAUCGGGGCCCUGGGGGGUGACUUUGAGUAUGAGGAGUCUCCGAGAACAAGCCCACCCGAGAAGAAGGACGUCUCUUUGGACUCAGAUGCUGCCGGCCCUCCCACUCCAGGCCAGCUCUUCAGCCACGGUGCAGGAAGCAGUCCGAGCAGUGCCGAUGGCGGGGGGAGACGGAGCAGAGGGGCAAGCCCUCAGCUCUCAGAGAAAGAAGAGGAUGAGAAGAGUGAUCCUGAGGUUUCCAGGGGUCUGGUGACCCCAGGGACGCCCCCUGGGGGUGAUCAACCUGCCACAGCCUCCCAAAAGGAGCAGCCGCCAGAGGAGCUGGCAGAUGCCGGAGAGGAGGGCUCCAGGAGGGAAGAGUCCAUGAAGGAACCUGAGGAGGAGACACCUGCCCCCAAAGAGAGCAGAUCGGAUGCCAGCGAACAGUUGGAGCUAAGUGAACAUGUGAAGGAACCGCAGCUCUCAGACUCCGUGGCUUCUGACCCCAAGUCCUUCCUUGGCCUGGACAUGGGUUUCGGUAGCCGGAUCUUGGAGCACCUGCUGGACGUUGAAGUACUCUCCCCCGUGCCAGAUGGAGUCCACUGGGAGGCCCAGGGGUUAGGAAGAGAAGACAAGGAUGGCAGCCAGGCCAGCCAAGAUGAGCUUCAGAGCAAGCAGUCCAAAGACUCGGAGAGGUUUUCUCCUCCACUUCUGCAUGGGGAGCAGCUUCAGAGUCCCCUUCGCAGCCAGGCCACGGAAGGGUCUCCACAGGCCCCUGAGGGGCAGCCUGAGCAGAAAGAGACAGAGGAGCCUGGGGAGGACUCUGUAGCCAGCGCCUCCCCACUGGUUUCCCUCCAGAGGGAGCAGGCCCCAAGCCCACCUGCCACCCAAGAGCCGGGCACGGAGCAGGGCUCCCAAGCAGAGGAGCUGAGCGUCGGGCAGGAAGAGGCUGCAGAGCCUGAGGAGGACACGGCAGUGAGCCUGACCCCGCCGGUCUCUCCACAGGUGCAGCCCCCCGAGCCUGCAGCCUCUCCAGAGCAGCUCUCCACGGCAGAGGCUGCACUGGACACCGUGGAAGCGGCCGUGGCCCAAGAACUUGGGCAAGACGAGAGGCAGCUGCUGGAGUCGAAGCGAGAGAAGAUGCAGCAGCUGCAGGAGAAGCUGUGGCAGGAGGAGGAGGAGGAGAUCCUUCGGCUUCACCAGCACAAAGAGCAGACGCUCAGUUCCCUAAAGGAGCAGCUGCAGAAAGCCACCAAGGAGGAGGAGGCCCACAUGAGAGCAGAGGAAAGCAGGAAGCUGUCUGAGCUCCGAGCCCAGGUCCAGGCCAGCGCGGCAGCAGACGAGGACCAGAUCAGGGCCGAGCAAGAGGCCUCCCUGCAGAGGCUGCGAGAAGAGCUGGAGACUCUGCAGGAGGCUGAGAGGGCCAGCUUGGAACAGAAAAGCAGGCAGAUGCUGGAGCAGCUCAAGGAAGAGAUGGAGGCCUUGGAGAAGAGAGAGCAGGCCGCCCUGAAUGCUGAGAAGGAGCAGGCUCUGCAGCAGCUGAGGGAGCAGCUGGAAGGGGAGAGGCAAGAAGCAGUGGCAAGGCUGGAGAAGGAACACAGCGCCGAGCUGGAGCAGCUCUGCUCCUCGCUGGAAGCCAAGCACCGGGAGGUGGUCACUAGUCUCCAGAAGAAGAUAGAAGAAGCCCAACGGAAAGAGGAGACCCAGCUGCAAGAGAACCUAGGGUGGGCAGAGCAGCGAGCCCUCCAGAGGGUUCACCAGGUGAUGGAGUACACGCAAGAGCUCAGCAGCCUCCUCCAAGACAAGCGCCAGGAGGUGGAGCGGGAGCACGAGAGGAAGAUGGACAGGAUGAAGGAGGAGCACCGGCGGGUGGUGGCUGAGGCCAGGGAGCAGUACGAAGCCGAGGAGAGGAAGCAGCGGGCUGACCUCCUGGGGCACCUGACCGGAGAGCUGGACCGCCUGCGGAGGGCCCAUGAGCGGGAGCUGGAGACCGCGAAGCAGGAGCAGGAGAGGCAGCUCGAGGAAUCGCGGCGCCGGCACCGGGAGCAGGAGAGGAAACUCCAAGACUCAGAAGUGGAGCUGGAAGCCAGAACUAGAGAGAUCAAGGCCAGAUUGGCUCAGCUGGAUGUCCAGGAGGAGGCUGCUCACAGGGAGAAGCAGCAGCUGCUGGAGGUGAAGAGGCAGGUUGCUCUGGAGAGCGAGGAAGCCACAGCCACCCAGCAGCACCUGGAGGAGGCAAAGAAGGAGCACACCCACCUGCUGGAGUCCAACCGGCAGCUCCGGAGGACUCUCAGCGAGCUCCAGGCCCGCAAGCUGGAGCUGGAGUCGCAAGUGGACCUGUUGCAGAGGCAGAGCCAGAGACUGCAGAAGCGCAUCAGCAGUCUGGAGGCCGAAGCUCAGGAGAAGCGGGACGCCCUGAAAGAGCUGGCAGUUGAGGAAGAUCAUGCUUCCCCACGUUCUGAGCCAGAUCUCCACAUUGAGGACCUUAGGAAAUCCCUUGGGACAGACAAAGAGGAGGCCAACUUGUCUGUGGACAGCAUCCAGCAUUUCGUCUCUGCCGAGGGGGCCGCCCUCCGCAGUGCCAAGGAAUUCCUGGCACGUCAGACACGCUCCAUGCGGAGGCGGCAGAUGGCUCUGAAAGCUGCCCAGCAACACUGGCGCCAUGAGCUGGCCAGUGCUCAGGAGACGGCCAAAGACCCGUCAGGCACCAAGGCCCUGGAAGAUGCUCAUAAGAACCUGGAGGAGGAGACCAGGCACCUGGAUGAGAUGAAGUCGGCCAUGCGGAAAGGCCAGGACCUGCUAAGGCAGAAAGAGCAGAAGCUGAAUCAGCUGGAAUCCUCUCUUUGGGAAGAGGCCUCAGAUGAGGACGCCCUGAGAAGACCUUCCCCCAAGAAGGGGGUGACCUUUGACCUUAGCGACGUGGCUGACACAAACAGUGAAAGUUCUGAGUCUUGUCCCCUGCCUCACUUCAGCCAGACCCGGAGUCCCAACUUCCCCAGCAAGAUCCACUACUUGAGCAGCUCCCUGCAGAGCAUCAGCAGCCAGCUGAACGGCGUGCUCCCCCCGCCGCUGCUGCCGCCCCCGCCCCCGCCCCCACCACGCUUCUCCACGCCCACUCAGGACCCUCUGCGGCCGUCCAGGGGCACCCCCACUCCCACCCACCCCUCUCUGACCAGGGUCUCGGCCUCAUCCUCUGUUACACCCGUGUCCACCCGGUGGGCCUGGGACCCUGGGCUGGGACCCCGGCUCUCCUCCUCCGUGGCUCAAACAGUGGAUGACUUCCUGGAGGAGAAAUGGAGCAAGUACUUUCCAGCUGGCCUCCCUUUGCUCAGCAGCGGCCCUGUGCCCCUGGAGAACAGGCUGGGGUAUGUGUCUGCCAGUGAGCAGCUCCGCCUCCUGCAGCGCUCCCACUCCCAAGGCCCUGAGGCCAGCAGCACCAGCUUUCAAGGCAUGAUCGAGGCCAACCGGAAGUGGCUGGAACAUUUCAGAAACGACCCUAAGUUACAUCUCUUCUCCUCGGCAUCCAGGCCAGCAGCCACCCCGAGCCUUGUGCAGCUGGGCUUGGAUGAGAACAACAGGCUGAAGGUGCACCGCUACUGAGGCCCUGGCCAUGGCAGGCCGCCUGGCCCUCCACCCAGACCAAGUGCUGAGGAGCCGCCUGUGCUUUGUCCCCUCUGAGAUGGUGUUCCUGGUCACUUUUGCCACUUGGCCCUCUUGGGACUUGGAGGGACUAUGGGGCCAGGGGGGAACUGAAAAGGACAGGCAAUACGACCAAAACAGUAAGCCACACGCCCUGUGACUGCCUGAUCCAUUUCGGCUGAAGCGUGUGGACUUCUGUGAGCUGCUGCAUU
Tupaia belangeri chinensis (Chinese tree shrew) is the source of this 6717-nucleotide messenger RNA. It is a transcript of the gene CEP164, whose product is annotated as centrosomal protein 164. Gene Ontology annotation, biological process: cilium assembly. Gene Ontology annotation, cellular component: ciliary transition fiber; centriole; centrosome. The record is from RefSeq and is a predicted model, not a curated record. Gene Ontology annotation, molecular function: protein binding. Lineage: Eukaryota; Metazoa; Chordata; Mammalia; Scandentia; Tupaiidae.